This is a messenger RNA of Lachancea lanzarotensis, 648 nucleotides long. RefSeq names its product LALA0S10e01662g1_1 (gene RCN2). The transcript has a single exon. Lineage: Eukaryota; Fungi; Ascomycota; Saccharomycetes; Saccharomycetales; Saccharomycetaceae. The record is from RefSeq and is a predicted model, not a curated record. Bases 1 to 648 code for a protein of 215 amino acids.
AUGACAGAUUCUUCGGUGCCCAAGACCCAAAUCUUGGUCACUGAUAUCCCACAUCAAGAAUUCUCGGAUGGGUGGCCACAACAAUUGCAAAAACAGCUUUUUGAAGACAAAUUCCCAGAAUUGAAAUGUCGCUGCCAGUAUUACACUCCCCUGGCCUUUUUGAACCGUGUAGUGCUUAUCUUCGAUGAGGAACAAGCUACGUUAACGAUUUACGAUUAUUUGCUGCAAGAGCUUGGAACCAAAAAACCGAUCAAGGUUUACCUUACAGAAUCUUUGUUGACCAGGCCUCGUUCCAAGUCACACGAUUCGAGUACCACGGAUGAAGUGGAUUUCCAAACCUUCAAAAGACCACAGUUGUCCCUCGACACUCAGAACACUACCGGCUCUUCCUCUUCGCUUUCUCCCGACAAAGCCGCAACACAUAUACCUACGCCAAUGAAGUUUCCCGAAGAUGGGAAAAUCCAUUAUUAUCAGGAACCUUUGCCCAAACCGGAACAUAAAGAGGAGGAGAGUAAAGAUCAACACGGCACCAAGCUACUGUAUCCGUCCCGUAUUUCUCCCACACCCACUAAUACAGGUCAAAGUCCGGAAAGCGCACUGUCAACUCCUGCAAGUCCAUCCAUUACGCUCAACGAAUUCAAAACCUAG